Messenger RNA from Bombina bombina (fire-bellied toad), 2513 nucleotides. It is a transcript of the gene SCOC, whose product is annotated as short coiled-coil protein. Gene Ontology annotation, cellular component: trans-Golgi network. The transcript is spliced from 4 exons. NCBI's taxonomy places the organism in Eukaryota, Metazoa, Chordata, Amphibia, Anura, Bombinatoridae. The coding region runs from base 186 to 431 and encodes 81 amino acids. The record is from RefSeq and is a predicted model, not a curated record.
CGUCAUCACGCCUGACACUGAUUUUGCGUGUUGCGUCGUGAGCUGCUUGUGUGUCGCAGAGGAGGUUCCCUGUGUCAGUUUAUGUAUGUAGCCGUAAAUAGUCAUUUGUGCACAUCACCGGCUAACUCGCAGAUUUCUGUUCUGCCAAACUACAGAUAAUUCCACAAGACCCAUCUUCUGCUUUGAUGAAUUCAGAUAUGGAUGCUCUGGAGGUAGAAAAUCAGAUUGAACUAGAAGAAAAAACACGGCUGAUUAACCAGGUUUUGGAACUUCAGCACACACUUGAAGAUCUUUCUGCACGAGUUGAUGCAGUUAAGGAAGAAAACCUGAAACUGAAGUCUGAAAAUCAAGUUCUUGGACAGUACAUUGAGAAUCUCAUGUCUGCUUCAAGUGUUUUCCAAACAACAGACACAAAGAGCAAACGGAAGUAGUGCUCAGCUCCAUUCCUUUAUAUUAUGUGGUUAUGUUUUCCUUUGUAUUUGCAUUGCAUAUACUAUGUAACACCAGGUGUGCAUUCAGUAAGCUAGUACUAGUAGUGGCGAUGUUGGAGUAAAUGUGCUAUGUGCACAAUGUUAGCAAACCGAUACAUACGUAAAUGAAAGUUAUUACAAUGGCACAGGACAGUUUGCUGCUAUGGCAUUUACAUAUGCUUCCUCAUUAAUAUUUUAUGGUUAACAUAAGCUUGCAUGGGGUACGUAUCAGAUAUUAGUGUAAAACAAACCAAAAUGGAUAUAUUUAGAAGAAUGCAUUACAUUUUAAGAUAGAUGAUUUCCAUUUUCCCUUCUAAUAUAUAACUUCAGUAGCAUAAUAAGUUUAUCGUGCAACAGGGGCAAACACUAGAGUUUAGAAAUCUAUUUAGUGUACUGUGUUGCAUAUUUGAUUUUGUGUAAAGGGAAUUUAUAAACAAAAGCCUGCUGCUCCUGAAAAUGGCCACAUACUAUCAUAUAAGAUUAAAGGGACACUGAACCCACAUUUUUUUCUUGUGAUUCAGAUAGAGCAUGCAAUUUUAAACAACUUUCUAAUUUACUCCUAUUAUCAAAUUUUCUUCAUUCUCUUGCUGUCUUUAUUUGAAAAAGAAAGCAUCUAAGCUAAGGAGCCAGCCAAUUUUUGGUUCAGACUCUGGACAGCACUUGUUUAUUGGUGGGUGAAUUUAUCCACCAAUCAGCAAGAACAACCCAGGUUGUUCACCAAAAGUGGGCCGGCAUCUAAACUUACAUUUUUGCUUUUCAAAUAACGAUACCAAGAGAAUGACUAAAAUUUGAUAACAGGAGUAAAUUAGAGCAUGCAAUUUUAAGCAACUUUCUAUCUGAAUCGCAAAAAAAAAAAUUGAGUUCAGUGUCCCUUUAAUGUAUCUUUUAUAGAUAGCUACCAAGUGUUUUUUUUUCUCCUAGUUCUCAAAGAGGGCUUCUUGCAACAUAUAUACAAAUACAUUUCAUCCUUGCAUUAAAACGUUACUUUUUUUUUUUUUUUUUUGCUUAAUCUGUGCAAGGGAGACUGUCUUUAAGUUACAAUAUUAAAAAUUAUAUUCUAAUUUUUAAAAAAAUGUAUUGAAAAGAAAAUGGAAUUUAUUUGUGCAAUUUUAUGCACUGGCCCUAUAAACCCUGCAAUAGUGGCUUAAUGUUUCUUUAAGAAAUAACCAUCAAUCAUUCUGCUCACUAGAAAAUAGCACGUUCAUGCAAUGAUGCCAGUUUGGACUAAUAAUAUAUUUCAUAUUUAAUUUUCUCUUUAUGAAUAUUUACAAUAUGUGGCUUUUGAAUGGUGUAUGAUUUAUUUAAACAUAAGUGAGUUUCCAGCCGUCUAUGAAACCUGCAGUGCUGUUUUUUUUUAAAAAAUUUUUUUUGUUUUGUCUAAUAAAUAAAAAAAAUAUAUAUAUAUAUAUAUAUAUAUAUAUAUUAGUAUCCAGAUAUUUUGCACUACUCAGUUAUGAUUUUUCUGCUAAGUUACUGUCUACUAAUGCUACUGUGCUAUGAACUAAAUGGAUAAAGAUUUCCUGGUAACCUCAAAACAGUAUUUGUCUGAAGAUAGCAUUGAUGUAUUUAUUUUACAAGAUAUGUACUGUAUAAACUUUGUGCUGUGUAAAUGUUAACUAGAUGCUGAGUUCCUAGGAAAUCAUGACUGGUUAAGUGUACAUCUAGCACACCACAAAUUGCACCUUUUUUAAUAUAAAGAAAUUGUUAAAAGCCGUGUAUGUUAAUUCUAUUUUUAUUUCUUCACAGUUUUCAAUAUUUGUUGAUGUGGUUUUAUACUUGUCAGCCCUUGCCAACUUUAGCCAAUGCCGCCUUUUACAAAGGAAGAGAACAACCUCUACUGUGCCAAUCAUGGCUCUAGAUAAAAUUGUGCAAAAAGGCGUAGUCUUAAUGAGUCUAGUGAAAAAAAUAUAUACAGUGACUCAUUAAAGUAACACUAUUAUUAGCAAGCUAAUAAACAACCUGUCUGCACCCUUAAUCUUUCUAAUUUAUUAAAGAUAAAGCUUUUGAUUUUAAAAUAAAGGCAUUUUUUUAUUUUUUGCUUGA